This is a messenger RNA of Pistacia vera, 2903 nucleotides long. Its product is annotated as pentatricopeptide repeat-containing protein At5g64320, mitochondrial. The transcript has 2 exons. The coding region runs from base 114 to 2288 and encodes 724 amino acids. Lineage: Eukaryota; Viridiplantae; Streptophyta; Magnoliopsida; Sapindales; Anacardiaceae. Gene Ontology annotation, molecular function: protein binding. The record is from RefSeq and is a predicted model, not a curated record.
GUCCCAGAGCUCCCUGUUUCGAUACAGAUUGAGUUGGCUAAAAAGGGUGCCUUUCGCUUCUUCUUUGGUUAGUUUUUGUUUCUGUAUCUUUUGGCUGCUUAUUUAAGACACUAAUGUUAAAGACUCCAAAGCUCACUUCACUUGUGAGCAAAACCCUCCUUAAAUCUCUCUUCAAAGUCCCUUGUUUUGCAGUUUACUCAUCUGGGUUUAUUAGCGAUUCUACUAUUUUUCGAAGCAAUGAAUCGGAAUCUGAUAAUGAAUGGGAAAGAUUGCUCAAACCAUUUGAUAUCAAUGAGCUUAGAAAGUCUCUUAAUAAAAUAACCCCUUAUCAACUAUGUAAAUUACUUGCAUUGCCACUAGAUGUUGAUACGUGUAUGCAGUUAUUCAGUUGGGCUGGUGCCCAGAAGGGCUAUUGUCAUACAUUUGAUGUGUACUAUGUGUUGAUAGAUAAACUUGGUGGGAAUCAGGAGUUUAGGGUUAUAGAUGGUUUGUUAUUGCAAAUGAAAGAAGAGGGUAUUGUUUUUAGAGAGACCCUUUUCAUUUUGAUUUUGAAGUAUUAUGGGAAAGCGGGAUUCCCUGGACAAGCCACUAGGUUGUUAUUGGAUAUGAAGAGUGUUUAUGGUUGUGAACCUAGUUUUAAGUCUUAUAAUGUUGUGUUGGAGAUAUUAGUGGCUGGUAAUUGUCAUAAUGUUGCGCCAAAUGUGUUUUAUGACAUGUUGAGUAAGGGUGCUUCACCGACAGUUUAUACUUUUGGGGUGGUGAUGAAAGCACUUUGUAUGGUUAAUGAAGUGGAUUCUGCAUGCAAGCUACUUAGGGACAUGACUAAACAUGGAUGUGUUCCGAACUCUGUGGUUUACCAGACUUUGAUACACGCACUGUCCAAGAGUAAUAGAGUGAAUGAUGCGUUGGUGCUUUUGGAGGAAAUGUUUCUGAUGGGUUGCAUGCCAGAUGUUCAGACCUUUAAUGAUGUUAUCAAUGGCCUUUGCAGAGGCAAUCGAAUUCUUGAAGCAGCAAAAUGGGUCGAUCGGAUGCUUCGUCGUGGUUUCACCCCUGAUGCUUUAACAUAUGGAUUUUUAAUGCAUGGGUUGUGUAGAACCGGGCGAGUUGAUGAAGCAAGGGCAUUGUUGAACAAAGUACCUUGUCCUAAUGUUGUGAUUUUCAACACUGUGAUUAAUGGGUAUGUGACAAGUGGACGUUUUGACGAAGCCAAGGAUAUUUUGUAUAAUAAAAUGUUAAGCAUUGGCUGUAACCCUGAUGUUUUUACUUUUAACAUAUUGAUUCAUGGACUUUGUAAGCAGAGGCGUUUAGGUUCAGCUCUUGAAUUGGUUAAUGAGAUGGCAGUGAUGGGUUGUGAACCGAAUGUUAUCACAUACACCAUUUUAAUUGAUGGUUUUUGCAAAGAAGGAAAACUAGAGAAAGCUAAUGAUAUCAUGAAUGAGAUGUCAGCUAAGAGGCUUAGUUUGAAUACGGUGGGAUACAAUUGCCUUAUAAGUGCUCUGUGUAAAGCUGGAAAGGUCCAUGUGGCCUUUGAAUUGUUUGGUGAAAUGCCAAGCAGAGGAUGUAAACCUGACAUUUUUACAUUUAAUUCUUUAAUAUCUGGACUGUGCAAGGAUGAUAAGAUAGAAGAUGCUUUGGGAUUGUAUCAGAACAUGUUAUUGGAGGGUGUAAUUGCCAACACAGUAACUUACAACACGUUAAUCCAUGCUUUUCUGAGAAGAGGUGCAAUCCAAGAAGCACUUAAGCUUGCAAAUGAUAUGUUGUUUAGAGGAUGCCCUCUUGAUGAAAUCACUUACAAUGGCCUGAUAAAGGCACUAUGCAAAGCCGGGGCUGUUGAUAAAGGGUUGGCUUUGUUUGAAGAAAUGAUGAGGAAGGGAGUUGUUCCCAGCAAUAUCUCAUGCAAUAUAUUGAUUAAUGGUCUCUGUAGAACUGGGAAAGUAAAUACUGCCCUUGAGUUUCUAAGGGAUAUGAUUCAUCGAGGUUUGACACCUGAUAUAGUCACCUAUAACAGUCUCAUAAAUGGUUUGUGCAAGAUGGAUCGCAUUCGGGACGCUUUAAAUCUCUUUGAUAAAUUACAAGCUGAAAGAAUUUAUCCUGAUGUUAUUACUUAUAAUACUUUAAUCAAUUGGUACUGCAAGGGGGGCCUGUUUAAUGAUGCUUGUUUCUUUCUACAUAAAGGAGUUGAGAAUGGCUUUCUACCUAAUGAUGUUACUUGGUAUAUCUUAGUCUCGAAUUUUUUUAAGGGAAUGGAUAAGGACAGUCGGAACUUCACAUAUGCUGAGGAUUGGUGACAGCAAGGGAACUUUCAGAAAAUGGCUUCUCUCCCUUACACUUCUUCUGAGCUUGUUAAGCUUUGGAAGAGUUGCUCUGCCAGUCUGAUUAUAACUGACCCCUUACUUGUUUUCCUUACCUGAGACAGGUGUGCAUCAAUUAACCUAUGGGUUGGAUUUAUCUUGAAUAUUCUGGAGGUGACAAUCAGUUAGGAGCAUCUUUUGGAUUGGUCAUCAGUCGCCUAGAAUUCAUUGGAUGAGAACACAAGUCUUCUGAAUCUUGCAAGGAGCUGCAGGUCAAGUUUUACAAGCAUGGAAGACACUUAUCUGUUCAAAGCCAUGUUCUUGUCAUGGUUGCAAUUUACCCAAUCUGUAAAGUAAAAAUUUCAAAGGGAGAUGUUCGCAUCAUCGGCAAGUGCAUUGUUGCAGCAUCUACUAGGACGAGCUAGAUGUAGAUCUUCACUGAUAUCAGUCCCAUGUUUCUGUAUUCUGUAACCACUUCAUUGUAGAAGAACAUAAAUUGGCUGGUAGAAGUGGGACAGUGAUAAACAAGUAGAAAUAAUGUGUCCCUUUGUAAAGUAUUGUGCACUUCAGAUAUGUAUUAUGUAGACAUAAAUUCUCAAUUACAGUUUAUAU